Hyla sarda is the source of this 2322-nucleotide messenger RNA. RefSeq names its product ER degradation enhancing alpha-mannosidase like protein 2 (gene EDEM2). The record is from RefSeq and is a predicted model, not a curated record. Gene Ontology annotation, cellular component: membrane; endoplasmic reticulum. Gene Ontology annotation, molecular function: mannosyl-oligosaccharide 1,2-alpha-mannosidase activity; calcium ion binding. The transcript is spliced from 11 exons. NCBI's taxonomy places the organism in Eukaryota, Metazoa, Chordata, Amphibia, Anura, Hylidae. The coding region runs from base 122 to 1969 and encodes 615 amino acids. Gene Ontology annotation, biological process: mannose trimming involved in glycoprotein ERAD pathway; endoplasmic reticulum mannose trimming; carbohydrate metabolic process.
AGCACCGCCCCGAGCCUGACCGAUCACGUGGUCUUGACACUAUCGUCAACGCCCCACUAGCCAAUAAGGCUUCGUCUAGCGCUGCGCUGAGUGUACCUAUAGUAAGCCCCUCCCCUUAUUGAUGACGUCGCACCGGAUAAAGAAAGAUGGCGGCCUGUCACUCUCCGUUUGCCCUUACAGUGAGAUAAACAGACCAAUCGCUGUGCUGCACCGUACGCGAACCCGGAAGUGGGCGUGGCCCGUGUGUCAGGAUGCUGUGAGCCGGUGUGUGAUGCUCGGGCUGCUGUAUGUCGGGUGUGUGGGGCUGCUGACUGCUGUGCUGCCGGGACACGAUGCCAGGCACAGCCCGAUCACACAGCAGGACAUGGCUAAGUAUAGGGAUCGGGUGAAGUCCAUGUUCUAUCACGCCUACAACAACUACCUGGACAAUGCCUUCCCUUAUGACGAGCUGCGACCUCUGACCUGUGAUGGGCAGGACACGUGGGGAAGUUUUUCUUUGACUUUAAUUGAUGCGCUGGACACGUUAUUGAUUAUUGGGAAUGUCUCCGAAUUCCAGAGAGUAGUGAACGUCCUACAGGACACCGUGGAUUUUGAUAUCGACGUCAACGCUUCGGUGUUUGAGACCAACAUCAGAGUGGUCGGGGGGCUUCUGUCUGCUCACCUCCUGUCCAAGAAAGCUGGCCUUGAGCUGGAACCUGGUUGGCCAUGUUCUGGCCCUUUACUUCGCAUGGCAGAAGACGCAGCCAGGAGACUUCUUCCAGCCUUUGAUACUCAGACGGGAAUGCCUUUUGGAACAGUCAAUCUCCUGAGAGGUGUUAACCCAACAGAGACUCCGGUGACCUGCACAGCCGGUAUUGGAACCUACAUCAUUGAAUUCGCAACCCUGAGCCGCUUAACAGGAGAUCCAGAAUUCGAAAUGGUAGCGCGGCGAGCCCUCCGAGGAUUGUGGGAGAGUCGCUCAGAGAUUGGAUUGGUAGGGAAUCAUAUAGACGUAAUGACUUCCAAAUGGGUGGCCCAGGACGCAGGGAUUGGAGCUGGUGUUGACUCCUAUUUCGAGUAUCUUGUCAAAGGGGCCAUUCUUCUACAGGACGAGGAGAUGAUGGCCAUGUUUCAGGAUUACAACAAGGCUAUUCAGAACUACACCAAGUAUGACGACUGGUAUGUCUGGGUGCAGAUGUAUAAAGGCACGGUCUCUAUGCCAAUAUUUCAGUCCCUGGAAGCCUUCUGGCCUGGAUUACAGAGCUUAAUCGGAGACGUUGGAAAUGCCAUGAGAACGUUUCACAACUAUUACACCGUCUGGAAACAGUUUGGCGGUUUACCAGAAUUCUACAAUAUCCCGCAAGGAUUUACUGUGGACAAAAGAGAGGGCUACCCACUUAGGCCCGAACUGAUUGAGAGCGCAAUGUAUUUGUAUAAAGCCACCAAGGACCCGACUCUGCUGGAACUAGGAAGAGAUGCUAUAGAGUCCAUAGAGAAAAUAAGUAAAGUGGAUUGCGGAUUCGCCACUAUCAAAGAUGUUCGAGAUCAUAAAUUAGACAAUCGAAUGGAGUCCUUCUUCCUGGCAGAAACGAUAAAAUAUCUCUACCUGCUCUUCGACCCGGACAACUUCAUCCACAACGACGGCUCAGCGUUUGACCUAGUAGUGACCCCCUAUGGGGAAUGUGUGUUGGGCGCUGGUGGCUACGUGUUCAAUACAGAAGCCCACCCCAUCGACCCAGCAGCGCUGCACUGCUGCAAACGGGACGAAGAGGAGAAAUGGGAGGUGGAGGACCUGGUCAGCGAAUUCUUCUCUGUGGAGCCAAAGACUGGGAAAGUCAGAAAAGAGAAAGCUGAUGACGCAACGCGACCAGAUCCGUUUCCUACUAGAAGACACAACAGAACAAACGCCAAGCGAACGUCUCUCCUCCAUUGUCCCAGCCAACCAUUUAGCUCUAAACUGUCCGUUUUGGGACAGGUUUUUCUGGAGUAAUCCUAUAAACUGGAUUUUUAUUUUGUUUAACUCCUUAAAGGGGUACUCUGCUGCUAGACAUCUUAUCCCCUAUCCAAAGGGUGCGGGAUAAGAUGUCUGAUUGCGGGGGUCUUGCUGCCGGGGCCUCCCACGAUCUCCCAUAGUACACGGCGUUCUAAACAAACACCGGGUUCCUGCAGCAGUGGUCGUUACGUCACAUCCCCUCCAUUCAUGUCUAUGGGAGGGGGCGUGUCGGCUGACACGCCCCCUCCCAUAGACAUGAUUGGAGGGGGGUUGCGUGACAUCACGAGGGGCGUGGUCAUGACGUCACGGCCUCCGGCGCUGAGCGAUCUGAACAAAGUGUUCAGAGCGCU